Molecule: messenger RNA, 8613 nt
Organism: Dentiscutata erythropus
Lineage: Eukaryota; Fungi; Glomeromycota; Glomeromycetes; Diversisporales; Gigasporaceae
Source: the annotation of a GenBank genome assembly
AUGUCAUCAUUAGAAGAAAUAGAUCAAGGCGAAACUUUUAGACCUGGUGAACCAUACACUCAUCGUCUUAGCAAAAUUCUUGAGGAAUAUCCAGAUGGAUCUCAAAUUAUUCGAGAAAUUCUUCAAAAUUCUGACGAUGCAAAAAGUAGUUCACAGGUCUUUAUACUUGACCGUAACUCUUAUCAAUCUAACCGUUUAUUUGAACCUGUGAAAAAAAGUAAUAAAACAAAAUUGAAGUUGGAUCGUUAUCAAGGUCCCGCACUUUUAGCAAGAAAUGAUACAGUUUUUGAAGACCGUGAUUUUGAAUCUUUAAAGAAAUUAGCAAAUAGUGAAAAAUAUGAUCAAUUUGAUAAGAUUGGUGUUAUGGGCGUAGGAUUUAAUAGUGUUUAUCAUAUUUGCGAUACUGUCCAACUUAUUACUGGUGAUAAUAUUCUCAUUCUUGAUCCACACGAGAAUUAUUUUAAAGGUGGUAUAAAAUUUGACUUUGUCAAAAAUAAAUUGGCCACACGCUAUCCGGAUCAAUUUGCUCCUUUUUGUGUUCCGUGCGACCAAAGCUUUGAAGGUUCUUUAUUCCGCUAUCCUCUUCGCACUGAUCAAGAUGCAUUAGAAUCAGAAAUUUCCAAUAAAGUUUAUAGUCCAGAUCAAAUCUUGGAAAUUUUUAAAACUUUUUAUGAGAAAGAAAGCAUUAAUUGCCUUUUAUUUUUAAAAUAUAUUGAAAGUAUUAAAUUUUAUGAACUUGGUAAAAAUGAAACUGAACCAAAAUUACUUUACUCAAUCGAAAUCACAAAUUCAGAGCAAAUUCGUGCAGAACGAAGAAGAAUUGCUGAAUGCAUUGGACCUAUGGUGGAUUCUCUUACUAAGAGAAUAGGACCAAAGAUUACUACUUUGGAAUCUGUGUAUAUUGCAAAUUUCCGCCGAAAAUGUGGUGACGAUGAUCCUCAUAUGGAUCAAUGGAUUAUCUUUACUUGUCUUGGUGAUUUGAAUACUGCGGAAAAUUAUUUUCAAUCUAAUUUUAAGAAAUCUAUUAGUACAUAUAAAUUUAUUCCAAAUGUUGGUAUCGCAUUACCACUUAAAGAUAGAAAGGCCACUGGAAGAUUAUUUUGCUUCCUUCCUCUUCCUAUUGCGACUCCAUUUCGCGGCUCUGUGCAUGGAUAUUUUGCGGUUAGCACAAAUAGACGCACUCUCUGGACUGCAGCUGAUAGUGAGGAUUUGGCUUAUCAUUCGUUGGCUAGACUUAAAGUUUCAUGGAAUGAAUAUCUUUUUAAUGACGUUCUCCCAAAGGCUUGGGCUAGAUUUUUGACUAAACUCCCUAUCGAGGCACCAAAAAUUAAUGGAUCAGAGUUUUAUGAUUUUUGGCCUAUUAUUCAAAAAUCUGCAUCCAGAAGUUUCGCUAAUUUAUGUGAAGACUUGUUGUUUAAUACGGUUGAAAAUCUCAACGUUGAUGAUAAAGUCUUUUGUGGACCAUCUGCGUCAUAUGCGCUCGGCGAUAUUACUAAAAUACUAAAAAUAUCUCAAAAGCAUAUUGCAUCAUAUGAAACGGAAUUUCAUUUAUUAUCAAUUAAUUAUGGAUUUUUUCCUGACAAACGUGCAAAUGAAAAGAUUUCAAAUAUUGUUGGAAGUAUAGGGUUUCCUGUAAUAAAUAUCAACUUAAAAGUAUUGGAUGAACUAAAAAGAUCAAAACACAAAGAUUCCUUGAAAUUUUAUUCACCCCAAAUUAUUAGAACUUAUUUACACCAAAAUAAAGCGAGGUGGCAAGAACAUUUAUCAAGAGAAGAAAAAUUAAUCUUGUUUUCAUAUAUACUUGAAGAUAAAAAUUAUGUUGAGUUAGAUGGUCUGUCGAUGAUUCCGUUAGCUGAUAAAAGUUUAGGAACCAUCUCACGGAAAACAAAUUAUUUCGUAUAUAUUGGUCCAGAAAAUAACCAACAAGUUGAUGCUAAUGAUGAACGAAAAAUAUUCAAGAAUAGCUUGAAUAAAUUUAUUGAUAAAGAUAUUUCUUGUAAACUUUGGAACCAAAUCUAUGAAGGUGCAAAGAAUGGAUGGGACCUUAAUAUUAAGAUUUUGACGGCCACGGCAGUUGCUGAUCUGAUUACUAAAUCUUUGGUUGGUUAUUCAAAUGCCAGUGAUGAGAUUCAAUUAAAAAAUUCUCAUGAAUGGAUUAAUCAAAUAUGGUCCAAUUUUCACGAAAGGAAAUACGAACUAAAUAAUUUUGAAAACAUUCAUCUUUUGCCAACAAAUAGAGGAACGCUUCGUAAACUAAAAACGGUUCAGAAAAGCUUUUGGAAUAGUAUUGAUGAUAAACCUGAUAAUAAAAUUCAACCACUUAUCGAGAAGUUUGGUAUAGUAUUUGUUGAUAAAGAAUUUGAGAAGCAUGAUGUAUCGAAGUGGAACAAAUUAUCGCGAUACGUAAUUAAACUUGAUAAUAUUUCCGAAGUCUUGGAAUGUAUAUGUGUAAUUACUGGAUUUCCAAAAAAUGUCCAGAAGAGGUUGGAUUCUCAAGAAGCAAGCGAAUUGAUAGAUUAUUUAUGUCGCUAUUAUAGGUCCUCUUUUAAUACCAAUAAUUACGAUCCUAUUGACAUAAUUAAACAUCUUCCAAUAUUCAUGGAAGUUGACAGGGACGAAUUAAUUGCUCUUAAAUCUGGGGAUAGGAAGUGGUAUUUGCUUCCAGCAGAAGAUGAAAAAAGUUAUGGGCAUAUUAUUGCACCUGAUGUGAAUGGUUUUCUUAACACAGAUAUACCAAAAUCAAAGUAUCUAUUGGAAAAUAUUAUCAAAAUUCCACGAUUGUCACGACAAGUAUAUUGGUGUGAUUUCGUUAUCCCGUAUUUAGAAUCCCAACCUUCAAAUGUUCUAAAAAUUGUAAUUACAAAACUCUUUGAACGGUUAUUGCAAUUACUUUCUGGAGAUUCAAAUCUGAAAAAUACAUUGGAGAAAACAGCAUUUGUUCCAUCAGUGUCAAUACAAUCUCAGUCAAAUGAUACUGUAGAAUUUGAAUUAAAAAGACCGAUCGAAUUAUAUGACCCAGAUAAUUGGAAAAUUUCAGAAUUGUUUUUUGAAGAUGAAAUAGUGUUUCCUUUUAAAAUACCUGAUUAUAAACAUUUAAUUUUGCCAUCAUUAAGAUCACUAGGUAUGAAGCAAUUUCUUUCAUCAGAUGAUAUUAUUCAACGAUUAAAUAUUAUGAGUGAACGCAAAGAACUUGUCGAUAUGAGAGAAAUAGUGCACAAGAUAUCAAUGAAGCUAGUUCAAUAUAUCGAUGAUUAUUUUGACAAACUUAUUGGAAAACAUCAAUCUCGAUCUAAUAAUGCACCACCAAAUAAUAGCAAACUUCAACAAUUGUAUACACUUUUGAUAAAUACUGAAUGGCUCCCCACAGUAGAUUUUACAGGAAAGAACCUAUUCUCGAAACCAAAUGAUUGUCGAGAUAAAGGUUAUAAGAAUACAGUAGGUUUAAUAAUACCAAUUUUAGAAUAUCGUAUUAAAAAUAAAUCAUUUUCUACCCUUCUAUGGAAUUCGUAUCCACCAGUGGACAUUGUACUCAAACAGCUCAAAGCAUGUAGUUCCAUUUCACGCAAUCAAUUAUAUCAUCAUCAUCAGAACCCUGACAAAAUAUGUGAUUCGAUUUAUAAAUAUAUGAUGGAAGCAUUAUCAGCCAGAAAUAAAGACCAGCAAUCACGAAUGGAAAUAGAAAAAUUUAAGCAAGAACUUUUAUCGACUGAUGAAAAUUGGAUUUUUUGCAAUGAUAAAUAUUAUCCAUCAAGUAGGGUGGUAUUUGAAUUAGAUGAUAGCUUAAUAAGUAAUAAUUCAGUAAUUAUACAACUUCCACAAAAAUAUAAUCAAUACAACGAACUAUUUAUUGAAAUGGGUGUUAGACAAAAAAUAGGAAUCCCAGAUCUCAUUAACAUUAUUAAAGAAUUUCGUAAUUCUACAGACUUGGUGGGGAGAAUUCUGACACAAGAUGAAAUUAAUAAAAUUAUUGGACUUAUUGAACAAAUAGCAAAGAAAAGAAUCGAUACAGAAAACAAUGAUGAUAAUAUUUUAAAUGAGUUAUUAAUUCCGAAUACUGAAUGUCAACUAGUUAAUUUUUAUGAAAUUCAGUAUGAUGACAUGGGGAAUAGAUUGAAUGAUGAAAAAAAGAAAGAGUUUAGCAUUGCACAUCCACAAAUAUCACCUGCGACUGCAAGAAUGCUUGGAAUGCAAAUGCUUACUGGAAAGUUAAUAGAUGAAGGAGACGAUUUUGAUGAUUAUGGUAUGGACUAUGAACAGGAAGAACCAUUGGCUAUUAGGAUUCGUAAUAUUCUUAAUGAUUACCCUGUUAAUGUCUUAUUCAAAGAGUAUUUGCAAAAUGCAGAUGAUGCAGGAGCUCGAAAGCUUUGCUUAGUUAUUGAUGAAAAUGGCUUUGGAAUUCCAAAAAAAUCUCUUGAUCAACACUCAUUGUUAUCAGAAGAAAUGAAUAAUUGGCAGGGACCUGCUUUAUGGAUAUUCAAUGACGCAAUAUUUUCAGAUAAAGAUUUUGAAUCAUUACUAAAACUUGGUGUAGGUGGGAAAUCAAAAGACUACAAAAAAAUAGGAAGGUUUGGUAUUGGAAUAAAUGUCUCUUUUCAUUUGACAGAUCUAGUUAGUUUUGUUAGCGGUGAAUAUAUAGCAUUUCUGGAUCCAUCAGAAAAAUUUUUACCAAAAACUGGAAACCCACCUCGACAUGCACGUGGAAAACGUAUAAAUUUUCUUAAAAACGAUUUUAAAAACAGAUUCAAGAACCAGACCGAACCAUUUAUAUCUCUCGCUCGCAACUUGUCAAAUGAAAGUGCGUCGAUUUUUAAAGAGUUUAAAGAAUUUGAUUUUACGAAAAAGUUUAAUGGAACUUUAUUUCGGAUACCUUUGCGAAAUAGUAAAACAGCGCAAAACGGCGAAAUUUCACAGAAUUGUUUUGAACCUAGAGAUAUUUUACAAAUUUUUGGGGAAAUUAAAGGAAACCAAGAAAUGUUAUUUUUGAGAAACAUUGAAUAUUGUAGCUUACAGUUCUUAAAAGGCAGAUCCAGACAAAUGAUUUGGGAAGCUAAAAUUGAAAACAUGGAUCCUGCCUUACGUAAUAAUCGCUUAUCAUCAUCAUCCCAUGAACAGCAAAUAUUUCAACUUGAAAUGGAAAUGAAUAACAGAGAUAGGAAAAGUUCAGAAAUAUGGUUAGUUUGUACUGGUGGAAAAGAUAAAACUAGUAGAGGAGAAUUGGAAACUUUUUCGAUAUAUAAUAAUAUCCGAGCAAGAGGUGGAAUUGCUUCAUUGUUGGCACAAUCUGUUAAUAAACCAUUAGCAUCGCUAAAGAAGGAUAAGUUUCCAAAUCCCCCGACGCUUGCAGGGGCAUUAUACUCAUUCCUAUCGCUUCCAAUAACCACCUCUCUUAAUGUUCAUAUUAAUGGAACAUUUUAUAUUUCAAGUGAUAGAAGAAAUAUGUUGCAGUCAGAAAAUAACUCCAUCCUAAAUGAAAAGUCAAAGUCAAAUUCUUUGGGUGAUAAUUGGAACAAACACAUUUUAUUUGAAAUACUGCCACAAUUGCAUGCUACACUUUUAGAACGAAUUGCUGAAUUAGAUUAUCAAAGAUUUUUAAUGCUUCAACCAGAUCAAGUGUCACAGUAUUAUCCAAUAACAACUACGAGACUUUGGCCAAUUGUAGGUGGACUUUCAGGAAUGUAUAAAAACUAUGCAGAAAAAGUCUUAAUGAAAUUGUAUAACGGCAACUUCAAAGUUUGUUGGACUCAUGCAAAUAGAGGAAAAUUUAUUUCAUUUAAAGAAGCAUACUUGGCUGAUCGUAAAACAGCAGAUAUUAAUGAAAUUUUAGCGUCUCAAAAUAUACAAAUUAUAAAAUUAACUGAAGAACAAAUAAGUCAUUUUAAGGUUCUAGUAAGAACGGUCAAGAAUCAGACUGUACAACCUUUAAAAACAAUUAAUCCACAAUUGGUUUCUCACAUUUUUCGGAGUAAUCCAAAUAUAGAUAACGUAUCUCAUGAAAGCAUAUUUAGAUUGCUAAAAUUUAUCAUUCAAGAUAAGGAUUUGUCUCGAGAAAGUCUCAUUGGAUUAAGGCUGUUACCACUUAGUGAUGGGACUGUUGGAAUAUUUGGUGAUCAGGAACGUUAUAUUGCAGAAUCAAAACUGCAAAGACUAUUUCCUGAUGCAGCGAAAUUAUCGAAAUUUAUAGCAGAAUAUCCUAAAGAACUUAAAGGUCUUUUCAAUGAUAAAAAAUUCUGUAAUUCGGCUAAAAUUAAACAAAUAGAUGCAUCUUCAAUAAUCAUUUUAUUAGAAUAUGAGUUACAACGUGAUAAAGAAUUAGAUUGGGACCCGAAUGGUAAAACUUAUCCAAAUAAAGAAUGGAUCAAGCUAUUAUUAAAUUAUUUUGUACCUCUAAAUGCGGAUUAUGAAUUUUCGAAAUUAGCAAGACUUCCAUUAUUGCCAAUAAUUAAACCGCAAGAAAAACUUGUAUUAUUUGAUUAUCAAAAUCCAGUAUUAGCCUAUGAUGCCUCAAAUCAGAUGACUUCAAUACUUGUUAAAUUUGGGGUUAGAUUUACAAAUCAUGAAUUUCCAGAAGAAUGUAAUCAAAAUUUAAAACAAUGCAUAUUGAAAUCAAAUUUUAUUAAUAUGAUGAAAUGCCUUGAGAGAGCUAUUAUACUGUCCAAAAAAUCAGUGGAACAACUAUUUAGCGAAACUCUAAAGCCAUUUGAAAUUAACAAAUUUAGAAACUUCGUUACAAAAGCAUUCAAUAGUAGUUCGAGUAAUUCAAAAAAUAAGAAAAUUGCUAUCACAUCAUUUCUUAAGACAUUACCAAUUUGGCCAACUGAGUCGUUGGAUAUGAAUUCUUUUAUAUCUGCAAAUUCUGGAUUAUUAAUUCCACAAGAUCUUCCGCUUUUUUCAUCAGAAGAGAAUUCCAAAAUUUUUAGUGCAGAAUCGGAAGAUGAUUAUUUUACAUUAUAUGCGCUUGAAGUUAAAAUAUUAGAUCCAUUAGAAUAUGUCAGGAAUAAUAUUAUCCCUUACUUGUUAGCCCUAGGACCUACUAAUGAAUGUUUAAAUUUAUUAAAAUCUAUCAUUUCAUUAAAAAAUAGAGAAAUUGAAAACUGUUUGGCACUGUAUCCUAUAAUUCCAAAUAAUUCAUUAACAAGACUUGCUAAAGCGAAUGAACUAUAUGAUAGUAGCAAUUACUUAUUUUAUUCAACAUUUGAAUCUGACAAAUUUUUACAUCAGGACUUAUGUUUAAAUUCAGAAUGUUUUGAGGUGAUAAAAAAAAUGGGAUUAAAUUACCAAGUUAAUUCCCAAAAUUUCUUGGACUGUGCUUAUGAAAUUCAAUCAAAAAUAGAUGAUAAUACUAUCAACAAUAAUGACACAUCGUUACAUGCUAUUAGAUAUUUGUAUCAAAAUUAUACAAGAAUGAAGCUCACCAAAAAUCAAUUGCAAGAGUUGAUAAUUAUAAGGUUUAUACCUGUUGACUUGGAUUUUCCAUACCCAUAUGCAGAACAUGCAAAGGAAACUUCAGGAUUCGAAUCAUUUAUUUCAUUACGUUGCCAAACUUAUAAAAACCUUUGUUGGACUCAAUGUCCAUUAUUUAAUAAAUCUAUCGAUCCACCUGCAUCAUUUUUAAAAGCAAUAAACCAAACUGGCCAACCGACAAUUGAUGAAAUUGUAAUAAAUUUAAUAAUUAUUGCUUCAAGAAUAUCUAAAUCAUCAGGUGAUUCUUCUUGGAAUUCGCCAAAUGGAGUUAAAAUAUUUUUAGAAAUAUUAAGCGAAAAUUAUUCUACGUUAAAUCAAUUAGUAGAAAGUUCAAAUGAUGCCAAAAUUUUCAUAGAAAGUAAUUUACCGAAAGACGCCAAGUUAUUCUUAAAUAAUGAUGUUGAUCCUUUUAAUUCCAAUAAUUGGGUAGCAGGACAAGAUAUAGUUUUCGGAGUGGAGGAUGAUGUUAUUGUAGAACUGCAUAAAGUCCAUCAGUUUUUAAAAGAUUACAAAACAUUGUUAAAAGUCUUGGGUGCUAAAGAAUUGGAAAAAAUUAAUUAUAAAGUUAAAGUUAGAAAACAUUCACAGAAAGAUGAAUUGUUUAAAAAGUUGUUGGAAAACUUUAGGCAGCAAGAAGAAAUUAAACACGACGUUUUGUUUGAAGUUGGAGAAAAUAAUACUUGUAUUGAAAAGAUCUACGCCAACAGUUAUGUUCUUUCAGCUGCAUCUCCGCAAAUUGAAAUGCUUCUAAAUAAUAGGUUUAAUGACAAAUUUUCAGGAUCUCAAAGAGUAAAAAUUGUCAAAAUUGAGGGAACUAAACCUCAAACAUUCAGAAUAUAUGGAAUCCAACCUUCUGCUUUCCGUAUAUUAAUCCGUUGGUUAUAUGGACAAUCAUUUAAGGAAGCAUUUUCUGAAGUUCUUAAUAAUUUCCCACAAGCUUUAGUACUUUUAAUAAGCUUAAUUAAACUUUCUGAUAGAUUUGAACUAGAUCCUUUAAAAGAUCAUGUGGAAGAAGCUAUAAUUAAAGGGCCUUAUAUUAAUAUUAAUAAUGUUGAUAGUAUUAAAAAAGAGGCUCAGAUUAAUCGAGCUACCCAACUACAGAGCCAUUGUGAAGAAUAUAGAAAGAAAAAUGAAAAGCUUUUCGGAAAUUAA